UACUCCGCCGCCUACGUCAAAAUAAAGCGACGGCGGCUUAAAGUUGUCAAAAAGAAGGGGCAAGAUGUCUGCAAGGUUACUGCUCCGUUCUGCCUUUCGGGCAACCACCACAUUCCGGGCUGCUAUGGCCCCUUCGAUGUCUCGUACCAUGGCGGCUGGAGGUAUUCCCACCGAUGAGGAGCAAGCCACCGGCCUGGAGAAGGUCAUCAUGACCGCCGCAAAGACCGGAGCGGACCCCUACAAUCUGAUGCGGCCCAAGGAGUACGCUGGCUCCAAGGCGGACCCCCACAUGGUUCCCUCCAUCACAGACAAGAGGAUCGUGGGCUGCGUCUGUGAAGAGGACAACACGGCCGUUGUGUGGUUCUGGCUCCACCAGGGGGAGCCCCAGCGCUGCCCAUCCUGCGGGGCCCACUACCAGCUGGUGGCCCACGAGCUGCCCCACUAACUUAUACCACCACACCCGUCUCCUCAGCCCCCUCUUUUACAUAGAGCUGUUUAUACUCCUGUUAUGUCCUUGAUUAUUCCAGAUGCUGUCAGAGCGAAGCUAAGAGGAACUUGACAACGAGGUCAUGGAUCUUGAAGUUGUCUGUGGGACUUGAUUUUACUUUUUAACCUCAUCUGCUUUCGGCAUCGGGAGGCAGUAUUGUAUUUCAAAUAUUUCCAUUGAAUUGCAGUUUACAUAGUCGUGUACUGUACCAUAUUGCUCUGGGUCCAUUUGCUUAUAUUGAACCAAUAAAGACUUGACUUCUUGA
Molecule: messenger RNA, 752 nt
Organism: Gadus macrocephalus (Pacific cod)
Lineage: Eukaryota; Metazoa; Chordata; Actinopteri; Gadiformes; Gadidae
Product: cytochrome c oxidase subunit 5B, mitochondrial-like
Exons: 4
Coding region: 65-445 (126 amino acids)
Biological process (GO): mitochondrial electron transport, cytochrome c to oxygen
Cellular component (GO): mitochondrial envelope
Source: RefSeq, a predicted model, not a curated record